AUGUCUUCCGACACUGGCCCAAAGCCCCGUCUCCAUACAACACGCUCGUUCCCUCGAAUGGACAAUGCAGAAAUCAGUCCUUUUAUUCGUUCAAGGGCGAAAACCGUACAAUCGAUUCCGGAAUCGGUGCACUCAGACGCACUCCCUUUGAGUCUUACGGAGAACCAAAACAGUCAGGAUGACGGCCCGGACGUGUUCGAGAAGUCUGGUGCUUCACCAUCAUCGGAACAUGGUCCAAGCGAGGAUACUUCGGUGCUCUCACGAGGCAUACCGAACCAACCGGAGGAGCUCCCAAUUGAGCUGAUCAGUCUUACUGACCGGUUCGUCAACUCGCUGAGUGCCCGAGUACACACGUCUCCGCCGACCAUAGAUAGAAUAUCUACGCUUUUCCAAGACUUUUACCUCCGAGCGGAAUCUCAUAUAACCACCCAUAUCUCUGCGCUUGCUUCUCGAAUAAAUCGCGACCCCUCGCCCUAUGCACCCGAUAAGAAGGACACAACCACGCCCAGCCGCCAAAUGUUGACGGCAUCUGAAGUGACUGAGAAGCGGAUGGCUCGAAAGCUUCUUGCGUCCAAGCAAGUCGAUCUCGAAGAGGCCGUGGAGCGGAGAGCCUGUGAAAGCGUUUAUGACAAGAUCUGGAGGCAUAAAAGCACACUCGAUGAGAUCAGGGAUGAGAAGUUGCGGUCAAAGACGGCAGCCUUGCUCUUGGUUGGAAUUAACCUAAAAGAGCUCGGUGUCGACAUCGACAUCUCUGCGGUCGACGAGAAAAGUCAAAAGGACGCAGAGGAUUGCUUUUCGGCUGCCCGUGACUUCCUCAUGAAGAUGAACGAGGAGAAAUAUCCAUUAGGAAAAUUGCGAUAUCUUGCGGCAGCGCACAAGGCAAUUGUUGAUGCCCUAACUAAGUUGCUGCCUUCGUCGUCGUCCGCUGACGAGAUUCUGCCAGCCCUCAUUUACACGCUGGUCACUUGUCCACCCGAGGGCAUGAAUGUCAUAAGCAACCUUUUGUUCAUUCAACGAUUCAGAACGAGUAAUAAGGUCGAUGGUGAAACUGCAUAUUGCCUUACCAAUCUCGAGGCUGCAGUGAGCUUCCUUGAAAACGUGGACCUUUCCGAACUUCGCGCGGAGGAAGGACAAGAAGGAGAAGUAAAAGCUUCCAAGGGUGAUUCGGCAUCAGUUGCCGAGCGCAUCCCCCCUCCCCAGCCUACUCCCGAACAGACCACAUCUUCUAUAUCAUCUGUAACUGCCUCUGCUGAGCCUACGAAGCCAAUUGGAACUCAGCCGUCUGAGACAUUAGCAGCUGCGACACCGGCUCAGCAAGGCCGAUUGAAUACAUUCUUGCAACCUCCUGCAAAGGUUCUCGGGGCCGCUAAUGACGCUGUCCGCAACACUGCUGAUCAAGGGCUGAAGAACAUUAGCGCAACGCUAGAUAGCAGCUUCAACUUUUUGUUUGGUCGUCUAAAAGAGCUACAGUCCAAUCAACCACGAGGCAAGGAUGGAGCAGCGGGUCCUGUACUGCCAAAAACUCUCGCGGAAGCUAGACGUCUGGUUACUUCCCCGCCGUCCGGUGGCAGUGCUCACUUGGAUAAAGAAGACCCUCCAAAAGAGCCUGCGGCCGCCGAGCCAUCCCGAUUAAGACGUAUUGGCUCCAAGGCAGAGGAUACUUUCACCGGGCUAGUUGCGGGACAGCGAACUCCGCGUGAUAGAAGCACGGACAGUGUACGGACGUAUGGCAGCUCUAGGGCAUCAAUAGCCACGAACGCAUCUAGAGACGAGGGCCGAACCUCUACCACAAGCUCCGCCUUACCAACUCCGACGCUAGAGACGGUUCGAAGUUUCGGAAGCACCAUCAAUCCCCUAAACCAUAUUCCGGGGAUGAUCAGGGGCUUUGGCCGUGCUACACCCGAGUCUCCCGCAUUACCUUCUCUUCCAAAUCGAACUAAAUCACCGGCGGGCGACAAAACGAAGGCUGAUCCGCCCAUCCAACGUUUCCUUCAGGCUCAAAAUGCAAACGAGCUUACUAUUGGCGAUGUAAGCGUCUUGCUUGAGGACUACAAACGUAUAUCUGCACUUCUUGUGAAGCAAGGCGCUUUGCCAAGAUAA
Aspergillus mulundensis is the source of this 2100-nucleotide messenger RNA. RefSeq lists its product as uncharacterized. The record is from RefSeq and is a predicted model, not a curated record. The transcript has 2 exons. Gene Ontology annotation, molecular function: small GTPase binding; guanyl-nucleotide exchange factor activity. Gene Ontology annotation, cellular component: cytosol; endocytic vesicle. Gene Ontology annotation, biological process: vesicle-mediated transport. Lineage: Eukaryota; Fungi; Ascomycota; Eurotiomycetes; Eurotiales; Aspergillaceae. Bases 1 to 2100 code for a protein of 699 amino acids.